Cotesia congregata is the source of this 729-nucleotide messenger RNA. The record is from the annotation of a GenBank genome assembly. Lineage: Eukaryota; Metazoa; Arthropoda; Insecta; Hymenoptera; Braconidae.
AUGAAAGUAAAAAGAUUAAAAAAAGCAAAAAAACAUUUGGCUUUUUACAUUAAUAAUUAUAAAUUUCGUCAACCGUAUCAAGUGUUAGUUGAUGGAACUUUUUGUUUUCAUGCUUUAGCGAAUAAAACAAAUAUUCGGGAACAAAUUCCCAAAUAUUUACAAGGAGAAGUUAAAUUAUUGACAACUUCCUGCAUUGCCAAGGAAGUUGAAAAUCUGGGACAUAAAUUUUACGGAGCGCUGACGAUAUUGAAAAAUUUUCCGUUGCACAAGUAUAUAGUAGCGACACAAGAUGCAACUCUUCAAGGAAAAUUAAAAUUGAUUCCUGGAGUUCCCACGAUGUAUUUACACGGUCCGGCGCCGAUUUUAGCACCUCCUUCAGAAGAAGACAAAGGAAGCGCUGAAUUUUCAAACCAAGUGAGCGUUAAAAAUGCCGAGGUAGAAAGAUUAAAAGAACUGAAAGAAUCUAUGGCAAAAAAAGGAUUAUUACCACAAACUCCUCAACCAAGUCAGGAGUUUACAAAAGUUAAGCGUAAGAAAGGCCCGAAUCCUCUGAGCUGCAAAAAGAAGCAGAAGAAACCGACUCUUACUCAACCAGCUCCAAGCUCUGGUAAAGUCAGAAAACGUCAACGAGUUAAAGUAUCAGCGCACAUUAAAGAAGCUCUUAAACAGGUGUUGCUGGUUAAGAAGAGCUUGGGCAGCCAUCGACAGCAUCUUCAUGCGCUUGGAUAA